AUGCGGAGUCGCUUGCUUUUGAACAGGCUUUGGGUUCAAUCUGUUGGGCUGGAAGUUGGGGAACCGGAGGACCUGGAGACGCGGAGUGAAGCAUGCAGGGCGCUGGGAGUUGAGCUUCCGACUGAAGCAGAGGCUGAGGACGAUGUCGACGAAGCCAAUUUUGGCCGUCGGAUGGAUCUCGUGCAGGAGGAGGUGGCCCAGUGCGCCGUGAAAGCCGAGGGCGCCGUGGACGUUGAUGCUAUCGUCGACCAAUGCUUGGAAGUGAAGGGAGGAAAGCCCGGCAAGUUGGUGAACAUCCCGGAAGUGCAGGUAAAGGGCCUGUGCACGGCUGUCCGCCAGAUCUUUUUGGAUCAGAACGCCCUGCUGGAGCUCGAGGCACCCUUGAAGAUUUGUGGCGACGUCCAUGGCCAGUACCACGACCUGCUCCGGCUUUUUGAGUACGGCGGUUUCCCUCCGGAAAGCAACUACCUCUUCCUGGGCGACUACGUCGACCGAGGCAAGCAGAGCCUGGAGACCAUCACCUUGCUUUUCGCCUACAAGACGAAAUUCCCCGAGAAUUUUUUCCUCCUUCGCGGCAACCACGAGUGCGCCUCCAUCACGCGCAUCUACGGCUUCUAUGACGAGUGCAAGCGGCGCUACAACAUCAAGCUGUGGAAGCAGUUCUGCGACGUCUUCAAUUGCAUGCCCGUGUGUGCCAUCAUCGACGAGAAGAUCAUUUGCAUGCACGGUGGACUGUCACCCGAGAUCAGCAACACCGACCAGAUCAAGAAGCUCGUCAGGCCGACAGAUGUCCCAGACACGGGAUUGAUUUGUGACCUACUCUGGGCGGACCCUGACAAGGACAUCGCAGGCUGGGCAGAGAACGACCGCGGAGUUUCGUUCAUUUUCGGCCCCGACGUGGUCACCAGCUUCCUGCAGAAACAUGACAUGGACUUGGUCUGCCGCGCACACCAGGUCGUGGAAGAUGGCUACGAGUUCUUUGCGAAGCGGCAGCUAAUCACGCUCUUCAGUGCUCCGCAGGGUGGCCUACAAGCCUAUGGCUUCAGAAGCCAGAAGCUGGAGGGGACACUAGCUUCCCAGCUCGAACUUUCGCAGCUGCGUCCUCAAGCCAGUGAAGGGCAAGAAAUGACCAGCUACUCGGGCUGCGAAGUUGCUGUUCUGGAGUUUCCAUCCGAGUCACUGAUUGCCACUUUGCGGCCCUUCGGAUUCCUUGCGGAGUCGGGUUCUUACAUCCGCGACCAUUCCAAGGUCGCACACUUUGGCCCGUGCAUGGAUGACAUUCGUGCAGACGAGCCUGCCUGGCAAUGCCCGGUGUGCUACAACAAGUUGCAUGAUACGGAGGACGAUCGGGACUCUUCGGAUGGGUUGCCACUCCAGUACGGCCAAGAACAUCCGGAGCGACCCCUCGGGCGCGCGGUCCGGGUUCCGUCGACGGAAGGUAUUAUUGCCUGGUUUUCCAGCCGGAUCUUCUUCAAGGAGGAGCUCUUGCUCGUCGAGCCGGGUCGGCUCUUCUACUGGGGCGUGCUGGAUGGAGUGGACAGACUGCAAAAGAUGCUGUUACCUGUGUUCAGCCAUAUCCACCGUGACGAUCACUGCGAACGGUUCUGUCUACUCCACCAGACAAGAGCGAUUGCAAGAAGAUGUGGCUUUGAUGGCUUUGACGACUGCAGUGGCUACGUAAGGAUGUAUGUCUCGCACUUUCCCUGCAUAUCCUGCAUCGCUGUCAUCUGCCAGUUUGUGCGGCUUUUCCCAGCAGUUCGUUUCGAGCUCGACUACGACAACUUGUGGAAGACACGCUUCCAGUCUGGGCGCCGGAACGCGAAGCCUGAUGCCUGGAAGAUCUUCGAUGUUUUGGAAGGCACUGUGGAUGCUGGCCAAAGUGCCUUGUCUGCCUCCUAG
Messenger RNA from Symbiodinium sp. CCMP2592, 1899 nucleotides. The record is from the annotation of a GenBank genome assembly. Lineage: Eukaryota; Dinophyceae; Suessiales; Symbiodiniaceae.